Molecule: messenger RNA, 4163 nt
Organism: Parnassius mnemosyne (clouded apollo)
Lineage: Eukaryota; Metazoa; Arthropoda; Insecta; Lepidoptera; Papilionidae
Source: the annotation of a GenBank genome assembly
GGUGUUUUUAGUGGUGGCUGGUAAGAAAUCAGAUGUUUCAGGCAUGACAUAAGUUGAAGCAGUAGAUGUGGAAGCAGUAGGCAUCUCAAGUUCUGGUGCCUUCGAAUCAGUGGAAUGUGUUGUCAAAUUAUGGAUUUCUGUUGCAGAAGAAGCUAUAUUUUCAAUCGGACAUUCACGUAUAGCGACAAACACUUGUGGAUGCUUGCUUUUUGUGUGUCUGAUUAGGUUGUAAGCACCACCGCCUUUGUAUGAAAAUUCUUUCUGACAAAAAUUGCAUUUGGCUUUAUCAUUUUUGAGGUCUUUAAAAAACUGCCAAGCUUUUGAGGAUUUUCUAUCACCAUCACCAGACAUACUGCGCAUGCAAAAAGCAAACAGAAAAAAUGUCAAAUAAAGUAAACAUCUGAAAACCGUUAUUAGCAGGGGAUAUUUUAUUUAUGUAGCCUGGUAACCCUUAAAUAGGGUAUCUAUUUUGAUUUGACAUACCUACACAAAUUAUAAAGUUGUAUGUACAAGACAUAAACUUUGUUUGUUGACAAUUGACAUAAACCCUGCCGCUGCCGCUCGCACCGCUGAGGUGUCUUGGCCAACGGACAAUCGACAUUCGCUAAAAUGUCUUUUACUUAAAUACUUUACUAACACCUAUAACUAUACAAAGUUUAUAGGUAUCUUUUAUUCAAAUGUAGUCAUAAACAAAAGUAUCAACUCAGACGAAUAAACAUAUUAAAACCAUAACAAAAUGAAAACACUAACACAAAGUAGCCAUACAAGCAAAAUAAAUAAGAAUUGAAAGUCAUUCAUAAAUCAUGAAUUAAUACAAAGACUUACAUACCUGAAUAUAUACCUAAAUAAAAAUAUCUAUUCACUUAAACUACACAAACGAAGUAUCAAAUUAAAAACUUUUGCACUGGUCACUGACUCAAGUACGUUACGAUAUUCAAAACACAUAUAAAUGGAAAGAGUUCGUUGCAAUGUGCGCCUCACAGUAUUUAUUAAUAUCAAUGUCAGCAACAUAUUUCCCUCUCGCUCGAGAUUCGAAACGCUGUCACGUAAUGUUCAUUUUAGAAUGACGUACUAUUCUAAUUUGUAGCAUGCAUUUCGCUCCCUCUCUUUCCUCAUAGUUUUACGCAGACGGAGAGUGAGUAAGGCGACUUCGCGACUGCCGCGACAUAAAAUUUGAAGUAGUACAUUAAAAAAUGCCGAGCCGCUCUUACAUUUUGACGUCAUGUCCGGGACAAAUGUAACGCCUCUUGUAUGUCCUACUCAACACUACUAUCCAGUACCGUUGCCAUCUCUCCAUAUUGCAUGACGUCAUCAAGCCAGGUUCGCAGAUAUUUCCGACAGGUUAUAAACAUGAAACACAUCUAUGAAUAGGAGUCUCUGGUUUUUCUCACUUACUAAUUAUAAGACAGCAGUGCUAUCUAUACACUCUUAUCUAUGGUGCUAUCCUGGUCAAUCCAACCCAUGACCAUAGAAAUAUGUUAUAUGUAUAUCUAAAAUGUCUCAUCUUACUUGUUUUUCAGGAGCAGGAUAUGCAGGGGGAAUUCGAUAACUCCAAUGAGGUUACCCUACUGGCCAUGUUUGAUGAACAUGGACAGCAAUUGGAGUGUCCAAGUCUCCCUUUAGGACCCGCACCUUCCACUGAGCCAGCACAAGUAAAUCCGCCAUUACCAGUGUCACCACCUUCUUCGCGAAAUGUUCGUCCAGAAGUGGUCGUUGUCGUUGAGCGGUUAGAUGAGGAGACCGGCAACGAGUACUUGUUGGCGGACCAGCAUGAAGUAUAUCACGAGAAGGUGGUGGCGAGUUCGAGUGGUGGUGCUGUGCGAGGCGUGCGGUUCCCAGCGACGGCACCAGCAGGCGGCAACGCUCUGUAGCUUAAACUAAUCUUUUUUCUCUACUUGGCUACUUUAGGAGAAGGGUAAUGUGUAUGCAUGUAUGGAUGUCUAUUUUUUUGGCACGUUCUGUAGCCUAAAUUAAUGUUUUUUCUUUACUUGGCUACUUCAGGAGAAGGGUAAUGUUUUUCGAGUAUGCAUGUAUGGAUGUCUUUUUUUGGCAUGCUCUGUAACUUGUUUGUUAUUCGAUUUACUUUAGUAAUUACUUACUAUUCGACAGUGACUAUUUGUCACACUAAUUGGUUUCAUACGCGUGUAUUUGAAAUACUGUAUGAUUUUAAUAACAGUAUUGUUCCAUUCAUGCAAAGCAUACACAGGGUUAUUUUUCAAAGAGUAGCCAAAUUUUAAACUUAAGUUCAAAUACAUAAAUAAUAACAUACCAUUAUUGCAGUUUUCGAAAAUACGAGUAAAUAAGGCUAAAGUUAACUUUUAUUCGAAAUUAUCCCAAAUUGAAUGUGAUUUAUAGGCCACAACAUUUAACUCCACCUAUCGACCGUUACGAAUGUGCACACAUUCGUACACUGUAAAAUUAGUGGGUUGGCUAUAGAUAUCCGGUACUUGAUUUUAGUUAUGUUUUCAACUUAGGAGGCUUGUCAGGGUUAAGCAUGAACAUUUUAAACUGUUUUUGAAUGUCGGAAAUGCGUUUUUAAUUAAUUAUGACAAAAAUAAAUUUCAAUAGAAUAGAAUAGAAUAGAAUAGAAUAUUUUUUUAUUCAAUAUACAUUACAUGUGUAAUUCUUAUUGAAAGUCAUUUUUUACUUUACCACUGGUUCGAAAAAACCCUCUGUCCUGGGAAGAACCAGCAAGAAACCCAGCGGGACUUUUUUUUUUAAAUAAAUUUUACAAUAAAAAUUCCGUAUAACGAAACGCAAAUAUGACAAUUUUGUAUAGUGUUAUGAGAUUAGAUGUCAAAAACAGAUGCAAAAAGUGUGAAUCGGAACGGUUGUUGACGGCCAUGUUGUCGGCAACCGUAAAUGUCAAAUAUAAUAUAUUAUCUAUGAUGUCAAAUAUAAAUUGUCAUUCCGUUUCUCUAGUAGUCACGCGAAUGUUCUUUUUUGUGCUUAGUGCUGUGUUUUCCCUGUUUUUUCGACGACUUCUGCUCUGUUUUUGGACUUCUUUGAUUGCCCUUACGUUUGACCUUGGCUUUGUUUCUGGUUUUGAUUGGAUUGCAUUACUUUGGACUUUGGCUUGCUUACCGGACCUGAGAAUGAGCGAUUACGAACCCGUAGCGGGGCCUUCUUCGGCAUCUGACGCUUUACUCAAGGAACCAUCACACAUCGACGAAGACUUCUCUGACGACGGCGACUAUGUGAAGCGUCGACUAUACGUGUCUGAGAUUAUGUUCAUGUGGAAUCUGUCGGAUAUUGUGCGUGAACUUGGAACGAACGAGCAAUGUGUUCGAUAUAGUGAGGAUGAAGGGCUGGUCCUAAAGGAACGAAAGUGCGGCAAACAUAAAACUAAUAUGAAAAUUUCAUACUCAAGUGGCUGCAAAUCGCUUGGUACUUUCAUAUGUGCUAAAGCAUCCUGUAAGGGGAAAGCUGGAGGCAGUGGAGUUAAAAUCUCACGACGACAAGGGACUUUUUUUGAAAAUGUAACUCUUGAUAUGCCCCACAUAUAUUACCUCAUAUAUGCAUAUUCACAAGGAUGGUCUAAUAAUCAAACAAUCCAUGAAGACCCAUAUAAACGACAGAGACAACAAUGUUUAAGCCCAAAUACAAUAUGUGAUUGGUACAAUUACUGCAGAGAGGUAGUUGUUAUUUACUACCUCGAGAAACAGAAUCAGUUUACUGGAAAGAUUGUACAAAUUGAUGAGAGCAAAUUUGGAAAACGAAAAUACAAUAAAGGACGUCACAUCGAAGGCCACUGGGUGCUCGGUAUGAUAGAAGAUGGGUCUGAGGAUCUCAGACUAAAGGUGUGCCCGGAUAAUAUUAGGUCUGCUGAGGUACUGGUGCCGCUUAUACAGAGACAUGUGGCGGCGGGUACCACAAUUCAUACUGAUUGUUGGCGGGCAUAUGAUUGUUUGGCAGAACACGGGUACACACAUAAAAAAGUUAACCACUCAGACCCAGACAAUCCAUUUGUGGCUGAAGAUGGGACUCAUACACAACGAAUUGAGUCGCAGUGGAGAGCAGUGAAGAGGUUUUUUAGAAAACAAAAUUAUAAUAAUUCUCAAAGUUUUACAGACGUGAUAGUAGAGUAUUUGUGGAGACUAAAUGUAGAAAAGUUUAAAAAGGAUCCAUUCAAAGAAAUUAUGCGAGCAAUAAAGCAUGUGUAU